Closterium sp. Naga37s-1 is the source of this 1770-nucleotide messenger RNA. Lineage: Eukaryota; Viridiplantae; Streptophyta; Zygnematophyceae; Desmidiales; Closteriaceae. The record is from the annotation of a GenBank genome assembly.
AUGGCGGACAAGAAGAAGGUAUUACUGCACGUGUACGACGUCACCAACAGCCCCGAUCCGAACGUCAACAACACCGUGCUUCGCAUCAACGGCGUCGCGCGAAGCACGCUGGGGAUCGGAGGAAUCUUCCACGGCGCCGUCGAGGUGUUUGGAGAGGAAUGGUUGUUCGGUUACUGCGAGCGCGGGUCAGGCGUGUUCAGCUGCCGCCCUAAAACGAACCCCUACUACAGCUACCGCGAGACAGUCGACAUGGGGGAGACCAAGCUCAGCGCGAAACGAGCGGGGCAGAUCAUAGCUGAGAUGAGCGUGCAGUGGCCUGGGGUGUCGUAUGACAUGCUCGGGCGAAACUGUAACCACUUUUGCGACGAGCUUUGUGUUAAGCUGGGCGUUGGGCCCAUUCCAGCGUGGGUCAACCGGUUUGCUCGAACAGGCGAUUCUGCAGCUGAGCUUUAUGAUCAAGUGGGACAACAGGUUGCUGCUCUGCAGGAGUGGGGCAGCGGCACCUACAACUACUUGUUUGGUGCAGGAAAUUCAGCUGCCGCUGCUUCUUCUACUAAUGUUGGUGAUGCUGCUGGUGCUCCUGCUGCUGGUGCGGAAGCAGCUCCAGAAACUUCUAAGAAGGUGACCAGGGAUGAUGUGGCCAAAGCAGCAGAGAGCCUCGUGAAGCAAGCCGUCAAGGUUGCAAUCUUCUGGGCAGCGUCCUCUCCCCCCAAGGCAGCAGAAGCCGCCCCGCUGCUCUCCGAUUUCCACGACUCGUUUGUGGCAUCCAUGCUGCUGCUGCACGCCUGCAGUGCUGGCGCUGCUGCCACGUGGCAUGCUGCCAUUCGCUCAGCUGCGGAGGGUAUCGUGUCCGCCGCGAGUGCUCUGCUAGACACUGCUUUGACCACGACAAAUGCCAAUCAGCGAGCUCAGCUGCUCCCCAGGCAGGUGGGUGUGCUGCAGUCAGCAUAUGCAGCACUGAAGAAGCUUCCAGUAAGCAACGAGGCGGCUGUGGGUCGGGCACUGGUGACCGUUGCUGCAUCGAUGAAAGAUGUUGCCAGGGAGGUGGGAGAGAUGGUUGGAAGAGAAGGGGUCGAGAACGGUGCUGUGGGGGAGGAGAAAGGAGAUGCUGUGGGGGAGGGAAGCGCUGAGGAAGGCAAAGGGCUUCAAGGAAAAACUGUAGCCAACGAAAGGAAGGCUGUUUGUGAUGAUGAAGAGGAGGAGGAUGGUGAUGGUGAUGAGGAUGAGGAUGAGGAUGAGGAGGAAGAGGAGGUGAGUUUGGGCGAGGAGGAGAGGGAGUUGGCACAGAGUGGUUUGCGAGUGUCUGUGGCAGCAGAAGGGGCGAUUCGGUAUGUGGACGAGAUAGGUGCAUCUCUCUUCCCGCCUCAAGAGCCCGGCACCAUUCGCAUGCGAGCACAGCAGCUGCUAGGUCGAGCGAGAGAAUUGAAGUCACUGCUGCCGCUGGCACCAGCAGGAGAAACAUCGGGGAAAAUCAAAGCAGCGGAUUCAGGGUGUGCCAGUGUUGCUGCCACUGAUGCUGCUGGUGAAGGGAAUGGAGGAGAGGUGGGGAAAAAGGGUGUGGGGAAAGAGGGGAUGAGCGUGAGUAAGUUGCAUGAGGCGAUUGGGGAGAUGGAGAGAGAUAUAGGUGCACUGUUGCAAGUGGUGGGAGAGGGGAGCAGUGAGAGGGAGGUGGUGGAGGAAGAGGGAGCACAGGGGAUAAGGGAAGGGAGGAAGGAUGAGAAGGUUACUGGUGUAACUGCUACAAUAGAGAACUGUAGUUUAGAUGAUUGA